AUACCGUACCGACACCUGUUCAAUCGAAAUCAUACAUGAGUUGAGAUGCAGAGCCUAUACAAUGCAUGUACCUCACAUUCACAAUAUCAAGAAAAUUGAAGUUCAAAAUUACCGAGGGAUGCUAGUAAAAGCAGUAGUCUAAUCAGCCUUCGAGCGAAAAGGGUUAAUUUGUACGAUUCAAUGUUUUGAUUCCGGACACCCGUCGAAUCUCGCUAGCGAGCGCUUGUUGUUUUCCGUUCCGGGAUAGAGAUUGCGUAAUCAUAUCAGCCGGUGUCAAUCAAAAUGUUGAGAAACGUGAGACGGUUACUAACUCAUUUCUCAAGCUUUUCACAAAGCGAUAAGAUUGUGAACAAGCCAAACUUACUGCCGGUAACUGUUUCUAGUAGAAUGGCUGCUUCAUCAACAACAACAGAUGAUCAAUCUGAGAAUGAUUUAAGGAGUGUUCUCGUCAGCACCGUUCUCGAUUUGGAGACUUUGGACCCAUAUCUGUUCAGAGCCAAAAACAUGUGGCAUGCUUAUGGACCAGGGAAGAGACUGUUUGGUGGUCAGAUCAUUGGACAAGCAAUGGUAGCUGCUGGGAGGACAGUGAACCCUGAACUAUCUAUUCAUUCGCUUCAUUCUUAUUUUGUCAAAGCAGGAGAUUCAACCUUACCCGUUCUUUAUCGGGUGGAGAACCAGCGUGAUGGACACAGCUUCUGCACACGCUCGGUAGAAGCCAUUCAGAACGGUCGUAUCAUUCUCACAAUGAUGGCAUCUUAUCAUAGGUUCGAGGAUUCUCCGUUUCAUCAUCAGUACACCAUGCCUGAUGUACCCGAUCCUGAUACCAUGACAACAGAUAUUGAGGAACUCAAACAGUUUGUACAGAAUCCAGAUAUUCCUGAGAGGCUGCGGAAAUGGGCUCAGAAACAGCUUGCUCAAGAAAUCACAUUUGAAACCAAGAGAGUAGACAGAGAAAACUUCUUUAGCAUGUCAUUUGAUCAACCUACUGAACCCAAACUCUUGAUUUGGGUUAAAGUUAAAGGAAACAUUGGAGAAAAUACAGGUGAAGGUGGUAUGGAUCUUCAGCAUUGUUGCCUAGCCUACAUCUCAGACCUGUUUCUUGCUGGCAUGACAUAUCUUCCAAACCGAGAUAAACCCCUUGGUAUGAUGUGUUCAUUGGAUCAUUCUCUGUGGUUUCAUGCUCCUUGCCGGAUUGAUGAAUGGAUGCUAUAUGAAUGUGAAAGCCCUCAAUCGGGUCAUGGUCGUGGGAUGACUUUAGGUCGAUUCUGGAGACGUGAUGGUGUCCUUGCAGUGACGGUGGCCCAAGAAGCUCUUCUGAGACCAAAGCUAUGAUGAAUAUGAUCAUUCUUGCCUCCAAACUUCUCAAAGGGGAAAACUCACUGUUGCAAAAACCAAUCCAUAUAGCGAUUCAAUCACAGCCAAUCUGUAUCCACAACACUAUCAUUUUUUUGGAUAAACUUUGAAUCAAAGACAAUUCUGCUAGUGAUUGGGUAAAUGACGCUUGUGUCAUCAUUGUAUUACUGUAUUCAAUUAUUUCUUAUAUUUCCAUGUGACAUCUGUAUAGAAAAAUCUCACAUAUUGAUAUCACAUACAGUAAGAUAAGUGAUAUAUGUGCCCUGCAACAUACAUUGCUACAAUCCUAACUCUUCUAGGGAAUGGUGUCCCAAAGAUUUAUUAUUGUAACCAAUCAAAAGAUUAUAUCUUUAUGCAACAGGGUAAUAAUCAUUUUGACAAUCCGAAUAUGCAUUAUUAUUCAUUUGGGGGAUCUUGACCUAAAAGUAUAUUGUCAGAACCGUCAAUCAACUUAUGACAGAUGAUCUCGAUAUAAACAGAGGUAAAGGAUUAUUCUUCAUCUCUCUUGCUUUCUGAUUGAACUGGAUGUUUUGUGAAAUCUUGGAGUAAUUUGAGGCUAAAUAAGAAAUUUUAUUCCAAGUUUCACAAUUAUAUAAUUAUCAUAUUUGCAUUCUCAGGAAUAAAUCAUUAUUACAAGAUACAUUAGCCUCAAUUAGAUUAAGAGUUAGAUUUGAUUCAUGUUAUGUUAAUGAAGCUUUGAUAUCUUAUAAAAAUUGUCAUAUUGUAUUUAUAUGUAAGAAGGUAGAAUAGAACAUCCAUUAUGAAAGGUCAGUAUCAAAUUCAUCUUUAUUGAAAUGAAUUUUAAUGUUUGUGAUUUUGAAAAAUCAAUAGUUUCUGUUUUAUGUGUACGAUGUGUUUUUUAUAUCAUGACAGAAUGUCCAUUCAACUGAAAUAUCAUUUGAACUCAUGUAGUUUAAUCAUCUUGAAAUGCGACUGUUUUCUGGUUAGAUAUAUGCUAAUAAUUUGUAAUCAGAUGUCAUUACUCUGGAUGAUGCUUGGUAAUUUGAAGUUAAAAGGUUCAAUAUUCUGAAACUUUACAUAUACCAAGAUGUAUGUUAAUCCAAAAAUCAGAAAUGUGUUUGUUAUUAUCUGAACUUUUGUACGUGGCAUUAUUCCAAAGGUUUAUUAAUCUGAAUAGAAAAUAGGGUUUUUCAUUACAAAGUUUUCUUAUUAUGAAGGUUCAAUAGUCUGAAAAUGAAAUAAGGUUUGUUUGCACAAAAAUAAUGUACGUGAUUCUAAAGGGAUAUGUGUAAAUUAAUUACACGUAUUCUAUUUAAGUCUCUAAAUUUAAUAGAUGCAAUAUCAUACAUUACUCUAUUUUUGCCAUAUUAUAACCUGCUUAAAAUAUGAUCAUUAAAGGCAGUCAGUAACUUUUGCCAGGAUAGGAAUUAGAAAUCUCUAAUUCAGUUGGUAAUUCAGUCGUAAUUGAAAUCUUUUAAGUCGGACAGGACCGACCAAAGGUUUAACGGGUCAGAGAUCAGUUAUCUAUCAAGAUAAGGGUACCAUCAUAUCGGAUUAAGAAUUCCUCUGGUAGCUCUUAGAUACAUACAUGGUAUGCUGCAUUUUUCUGAUACUGCCAAAUUCCGAACAGUAUUACCAAUCAGUGCUUUCAUUUUUCAAGAACUCACUCUGUUGCUACACUUGAUGUUGAAAUAGGGGAGCACUUCUUAAAGUAUAUGAUCCCGAAAUUAUUACUUCAUGAAAGUAUGAAACACAUUCUAUAACCACAUCGCAUGUGCAUACAUCUAGUAAAUUAAACUGUAGAUAUGUUUUUUUACUUAUUGAUAUGAUGUGAGUGCAAGGCACCCUGAGAAAUGUCUGUGCCACACCCUUAGCACGAAUCUGUUCAGUGUCUUAAACGUUUUAUCUACAUGUAGAUAAAGAAAGAGUACACUGCAAAAAAUAUUGGGUAAAAUUUUAACCAGCACGAGGGUGAUUAUGUGUCCAACUAAAUUGGGGCAGUAUUUUACCUAAUGCAGGAAGCAUAUUGUCCAGUAAGGUUAAAAAAAUGAGCAGUGAAUUACUUAAGAAUGGGCAAAAUUUUCAUCACACUGGAUGAAUAAAAAUGCCCAAAAGAAAUGCCCAAUGUUGGAGCAUUUUUACCCAAUAUUUUUUAGAGUGUAGUAAGAACAUGGUUAAUGUUAUGAAUUCAGCUGCAACAUUGUGAAAUAAAAUCGUAUACCAAAAAAUCAGUGCAGCUUAUUAGUACAAUAAAGAAUUUGCUGCAUUGCUAGCUAGUGUUUUCCAGCAUUGUUUGAAGUUUGCAAAGUAAUUUGAUAGAAUUUAAAAGAAGAAAUUUCUCUGAUCUGGAAUGUAAUUAUAUAUUCUAUGCUCUGUAUGAAUGCUGUGUAGUAAAAUCAGAGGUUGUUUUAUAAAAAUUUCAGCCUGAGUACAUUGUCAGCUCUUACAAUAUCAGUAAAAAUCAUUGGUUUUGAUUGGAUGAGAGGCAAUGGCCCCUGACUGUUACUAUGGAAACAGAGAAUGAAGACUACUCAGUGCUGACAAGCCACAUGGAACGGUACUCUGUUUGUUUUUGUUCAUGGUUUACACAUAAUAAAAUGUUCAGUAUCUUGUGAUUCUACUUUAAUAUGAUGUUACAUACAAAUUAUAUUGAAUAAAUUAAAAUUGUUAUAUAAUGUAA
This is a messenger RNA of Lytechinus pictus (painted urchin), 3994 nucleotides long. RefSeq names its product acyl-coenzyme A thioesterase 8-like. NCBI's taxonomy places the organism in Eukaryota, Metazoa, Echinodermata, Echinoidea, Temnopleuroida, Toxopneustidae. The record is from RefSeq and is a predicted model, not a curated record. The transcript is spliced from 6 exons. The coding region runs from base 283 to 1332 and encodes 349 amino acids. Gene Ontology annotation, cellular component: peroxisomal matrix. Gene Ontology annotation, molecular function: fatty acyl-CoA hydrolase activity. Gene Ontology annotation, biological process: acyl-CoA metabolic process; fatty acid catabolic process.